UUUCACAGCAGGAUCACCCCCCUCACCAUAGGGGUGUAUGCUGAUGUCUUCACCCCACUCACCACCAGCGACGGGGCAGCUGGACUCUGGCAGCCGUAUCUCUACGACAAGGGCAAUGUGCAUGAAACUAAAUGGAACAAAGAGACGUUUGACUAUCUACAAAGUUGCCUCACCUCGCCAGAUUCAGUGAAAAUGGGAAUCUUCCUUCAGUCUGGCUACAAUCUGUGCACUGAACCCCUGCCAGACCCCUCAUUUAAAGAUGCGGUGUUGGGUUUUCGCCAGCUGACUAAACGUGAACUAGACAUGUUCCCGGGAUACAGUUUUGGUUGGUUUAACACCGCUCUCAUGAUUGAAGGAAAGACAUACCUGCCCUGGCUUAUGGACUGGUUAAGACAAAGAGAGGUCAAGUUUUAUCAGAGGAAGAUUGGUUCAUUUAAAGAGUUGGCAGAUAGUGGUGCUGAUGUUAUCAUCAACUGCUCCGGUGUCCGAUCAGGAGACCUCCAGCCUGAUCCUGAGCUCCAGCCAGCCAGAGGACAGAUCAUUAAGGUAGAUGCUCCCUGGAUAAAACAUUGGAUCUCCACACAUAAUUUCUCGUCUAGAGGCAAUUCAGCGUACAUCAUACCCGGGAGUCGUUUAGUCACUGUGGGUGGAGUUUUCCAAGUAGGAAACUGGAAUCUGCAGAACAGUUCUGUUGACCAUAAAAACAUCUGGGAAGCUGCCUGCAAGCUUGAGCCCAGUCUACAGCAUGCGCGGAUUGUAGAGGACUGGACUGGUCUCAGACCCGCUCGCAGCAAAGUUAGACUGGAGAGAGAGACCAUACGAUCUGAACCAACCUCGUUUGAGGUCAUUCAUAACUACGGACAUGGUGGUUUUGGACUGACCAUCCAUCGUGGAUGUGCUGAGGAAGCUGCUCGUCUCUUUGGACAGAUCCUGGAGCAGAAAGGCCUGCUAGCACACUCUAAAUCACGUCUCUAA
Sinocyclocheilus grahami is the source of this 975-nucleotide messenger RNA. RefSeq names its product D-amino-acid oxidase-like. The annotation marks the transcript as partial. Gene Ontology annotation, biological process: D-serine catabolic process; D-alanine catabolic process; L-proline catabolic process. NCBI's taxonomy places the organism in Eukaryota, Metazoa, Chordata, Actinopteri, Cypriniformes, Cyprinidae. Gene Ontology annotation, cellular component: cytoplasm. The record is from RefSeq and is a predicted model, not a curated record. The transcript has 10 exons. Gene Ontology annotation, molecular function: D-amino-acid oxidase activity; FAD binding.